AUGAGCCGCCGACUGCAGCGUAGGCAGCAGCGGCAGCAGCAGGAGCUCGAGCAGCUGCAGUCUGUGUCGAGUGAUCUGGACGUGGCGGACGGAGACGCGCAAGACGUCGCGGACGAGGACGGUGCCGGUAUGGCGGCACCUGCUCCCAAAUCCAAGUCGAGUAAAAAGAAGAAAAAGAAAGGCGGUAAAAGCACCAAUGUCAACGAACUGUCCCUCGAGGAGAUGGAUGCUCUGCUGGCGUCGGAGGCGCGCAAGGCAGCUCCCCGUGAAAAUGCGACAGUACCAUCUGCAGAGCCCACCAAAUCUUUGCAUGCUGUGCUCAGAGGUAGACUUGCGUUGGACCCGAGCCAACUGGACCCGCAGCUUGAACUGAAGCGCCAGUUUGGCGCUGCGGCCAUCAAAGCCUAUGAGCGCGAAAAAGGUCAUGGACCCACACGCAGUGGCGCGCGUAGCCGCGAGAACCGCGGCGCCGUGUUCAACUCCAAUACGCGCGCGCGCACUGUGCUAUGUACGCCUAAGGCCCAGUGGCCGGACCUGGCCCGCACAUUCGUCGGCAUGUCGAUGGAGACGUACGACACGCCGUCGGGGCGGGUGUGUAGCUGGGUGCACAGCCGCGCGUACAAGCAGGCGCAGUUUCAGUUCGCGCAGGCGGUCAGCUCUUUGGACACUCAGUCGUUGUACGCACUGAUGCGAGUGUUUCCGUGGCACAUCGAUACGCUGCUGCAGCUCUCUGACAUCUCGCGGUACCAGGGUGACCUAGGGCAGGCUGCCGACUUUAUUGACCGGGCGCUGUUUGCCAUGGAGCGCUCGGCGAGCCCGCCCUUCACGGCAGGGCUCACCUCUUCCACCGGUCCGCCGCUAUGUGACUUUUUGCGCGCCGAGAACCGCGCCUUUUGGCUCGCGGCUCACCGUAAUAUUGACCUGUUUGGGCGCCGUGGCACAUGGCGAACGGCGCUGGAGUGGUGCAAGCUUGUCUUUGGUCUUGACACGACGGAUCCCCACGGCAUGCUACUGUGGAUCGACUAUUUGGCGGUAAAAAGCAAGCAGGCCGAGUGGCUGCUGACCUUCCUCGAUGCGUACGAUGCGUGGAUGUGCGAGCAAACGGAGCAGCACAUGGACAAUGUGCGUGCACGCACGCCACUGGACCACGAGAAGGCCGCCGCCCAAGAGACGUGGCAUGGCGCACUGGACUGGAGCGUGGGCCUAUGCUAUGCUCGAGCGCUCGCAAUGCACUCUGUCAACAAGGAGGCCGGCCGUGCGGCGUUGCGCCUGGCGAUGGCGCGCCACCCGCGAGCGGCCAUUCUGCUUGCCGACAAGCUGGAUGUGAGCGUGCCGCCCGACGUGGUCCGUGCUCAUCCCAUGCACGGGUCUUACAGUGCAUCCAAGCCAGUGUUUGGGGAGAUGCUCGCGCACCUGUACGUGCACCGCUCGCUCAACCUGUGGAAGGAGCCUGCGCUUACGCAGUGGUUCCGGGACACAGCUGCCGACACGUGGGAGCACUUGGCGGCGCCGGUGUGCGAGGGCGAAGCGAGUGCGGUGACCAAAAUGGGAGUGUACCGACAUAUUGUGGUGGCCGACCUACCCGAGUCACUGAAUCAGCAGUUGGUCCGAUACUUCCCGCCGGAAGUUCGCAGUCCACCAGGCGGUGUCGAGACGUUUGACCCGCUGCCCCCCUUGGGAGGAUCCAGGUACGACGACGAAUACUUUGCGGGCAUCGCAGGGCAACUCCAGGACCGCUCGAACAUGCAGAUGGGGGACGUGCUACAGCAGCUGCAGCAUCUGAAUAUACAGGAUGUCGAGCAGGUGCUUGAUCACCUCGACAAUGAUACCCGCGACUUCCUCCUCCAAGCAAUGGGCCAUGCCAUACAGGAGGACGAGCCAACCACGGAGGAUGGGCGGGUGGAGCCGAGAGCCGCGAGCGAGGACAUGGCGCCUGUCGACGCGGCGGCCGCCGACGCAGAGGCCGAGGCGCCUGGCCCCGCUGCCGAAGCAAACGAGCCCAACAUGCUGCAGCGCGCGUGGAAUGCUCUGUGGGGUACUUGA
Molecule: messenger RNA, 2043 nt
Organism: Malassezia sympodialis ATCC 42132
Lineage: Eukaryota; Fungi; Basidiomycota; Malasseziomycetes; Malasseziales; Malasseziaceae
Gene: RQC1
Exons: 2
Coding region: 1-2043 (680 amino acids)
Biological process (GO): rescue of stalled cytosolic ribosome; ribosome-associated ubiquitin-dependent protein catabolic process
Cellular component (GO): RQC complex
Source: RefSeq, a predicted model, not a curated record